CCAAAAGCCAUUUUGUUGUGCAUGGUAGCCGUUUGGGCAAAGAAACUCUUGUCAGCAUGAAUAACAUGGACCUGUAACACAAACGCUAACUAUACAGCGCCUUCGAUUUAUUUUGAUAUUUCAAGAUGUUAAAAUCGAACCAACUCGUCCCAGUAAGUCGUCCAAAGUUUUGUGGAUUAGCAAUGAGGCUAAUGCGUUGCUGCGACUACCUUAACUAUGCUACAGUUACAGAAGCACACUGUUGGCUAGCUGUCUGCUCUAUAUUGUUUGAUUUGGUUGACUAACCCAAAAUUAGUCAGUGUUUUCUUACACUCGCAGAGGUGUUAUAUAAACACCGUGGCACUUACCCCCCUCCCCCAUAACCAAAGAUACUUGGUUCAACGAUUAAGCUUUAUAUGGUGACUAGGCGGCUGGGCACUCGAAAGAAAAACUUAGCAAAAACAGUUGGAAGGACCAAGCGUUAAGCUUGAGAGCUAAUCUGAUCAUGGCCGAAGACACCAGACAAGACAAGAGAGCCAACUUCUCGGCUUUAACGGACACCAACGGGAUGACCAGGACAUCUUCCAUGUCUUCUGCAAAAUCUGGCACUUCCAAGAAAUUAGUGAUAAAAAAUUUCAAAGAUCGGCCAAAAUUAGCCGAGAACUACACUGAGGACACUUGGUUGAAACUGCGAGAUGCAGUCAGUGCCAUCCAGAACAGCACAUCCAUCAAAUACAAUCUUGAAGAGCUCUAUCAGGCCGUGGAGAACUUGUGUUCAUAUAAAGUCUCCCCCGCAUUGUACAAGCAGCUACGGCAGGUCUGUGAAGAUCACGUGCAAGCCCAGAUCUACCAGUUUAGAGAAGAGUCUUUGGACAAUCUUUCCUUCCUGAAGAGGAUGAAUCGCUGCUGGCUGGAUCACUGCAGGCAAACUAUAAUGAUACGAAGCAUCUUUCUCUUCCUGGAUCGCACCUAUGUGCUACAAAGCUCCCUGCUUCCAUCCAUCUGGGAUACUGGGCUGGAACUGUUCCGUAUCCACAUUGUAAGUGAUAGUGUUGUCCGGAAGCGCACAGUAGAUGGCAUUUUGGAGCAGAUCGAACUUGAGCGGAAUGGCGAGACAGCUGACCGCAGUUUGUUGAGAAGCCUAUUAGGAAUGCUUUCAGACCUCCAGGUUUAUAAAGCGUAUUUUGAAGAGAGUUUUUUGUUUGAGACAAAUCGCUUGUAUUCUGCAGAGGGACAACGUUUGAUGCAAGACAGAGAUGUUCCCGAGUACCUGCACCAUGUGGCUCGUCGGUUGGAGGAGGAGAACGAUCGUAUCGUGAGCUACCUCGACCAGAGCACCCAGAAACCUCUCAUCAGCUGUGUUGAGAAACAACUUUUAGGAGAGCACAUGAGUGCAAUACUGCAAAAGGGUCUGAGCAUUCUGUUGGACGGAAAUCGUGUAGCCGAGCUGGUCCUCCUUUACCAACUGUUCAGUAAGGUGAAGGGAGGACAGCCCACAUUACUACAGUUUUGGAGGGACUACAUCAAGUCCUUCGGUGGAGAGAUUGUUUGUACACCAGAGAGAGACAAGGACAUGGUACAAGAGCUGCUGGACUUUAAGAACAAGAUGGACAAUGUGGCUGAGAGCUGUUUUGCACGGAAUGAGGGAUUCAUCAAUGCCAUGAAGGAGGCCUUUGAGACAUUUAUCAACAAAAGGCCCAACAAACCUGCAGAACUCAUCGCUAAAUAUGUGGAUUCUAAGUUAAGAGCCGGUAACAAAGAGGCUACAGAGGAAGAGCUUGAAAGAAUUCUUGACAAGAUAAUGAUAAUAUUCCGAUUCAUACAUGGAAAAGAUGUCUUUGAAGCGUUUUAUAAGAAGGACUUGGCCAAGCGUCUACUCGUUGGCAAGAGUGCUUCUGUAGAUGCUGAAAAGUCCAUGCUCUCCAAGCUGAAACAUGAAUGUGGAGCAGCAUUUACCAGUAAGCUAGAAGGGAUGUUUAAGGACAUGGAACUCUCCAAAGACAUCAUGAUCCAAUUCAAACAGUACAUGCAAAACCAGAGUGAGCCAAGCAACAUUGAAUUAACAGUCAACAUCCUGACCGUGGGUUACUGGCCUUCAUACUUGCCCAUGGAGGUCCACUUGCCUGCAGAAAUGGUAAAACUCCAGGAAGUGUUCAAGCUGUUCUACUUAGGGAAGCACAGUGGGAGGAAGCUGCAGUGGCAGCCCACACUCGGCCACGCUGUCCUAAAGGCAGAAUUUAAAGACGGAAGGAAGGAGCUACAGGUCUCCCUAUUCCAGACAUUAGUGCUGCUGAUGUUCAAUGAGGGUGAGGAAUUCAGCAUGGAAGAGAUUGGUACUGCUGUGGGUAUAGAGGAGGGCGAACUUAGACGUACAUUGCAGUCCCUUGCCUGUGGAAAAGCCCGCGUCCUCAACAAGAUUCCACGGGGAAAAGAUGUGGAGAACGGAGACCGUUUCAAUUUCAACAAUGAUUUUAAACACAAACUUUUCCGCAUUAAGAUCAACCAGAUCCAAAUGAAAGAAACUGUAGAGGAGCAGGUCAGCACCACUGAGCGUGUGUUUCAAGACCGGCAGUAUCAGAUUGAUGCGGCUGUAGUCCGCAUCAUGAAGAUGAGGAAGACCCUCAGUCACAACCUUCUUGUUUCAGAGCUCUACAACCAAUUGAAGUUCCCUGUCAAGCCUGGCGACUUGAAGAAGCGCAUUGAGUCCCUCAUUGACAGAGACUACAUGGAGCGUGACAAGGAGACUCCUAACCAGUACCACUAUGUUGCCUGAGGUGGCACCACUGUGGAGCCAUGCUUUCUCUCAGCAAGUGUACGGCUGGUCCCCAAAGCAGCCUCGCAGCCCUUCUGCCCGCCCAUCUUAUACUUGGGGCCACAAUCUUGGGUUCAGCAUCCAGAUCACACAUUGAUCCCGAGAGGAGAGAUUUUCCUGGGCUUUGUCCCAUACAUGUCUCUUAGGGCUCUGGGGUCUUCCAAGGGAGUUAAGUCCGAGGGGCGGCUGGAGGAGUGAUCCAGGUUGUUUGUUUGGUUAAAAAAAGAGAGAGAGAGAGACAAGCACUUUCCUUUGUUUUACAGCUGUGAGUGGGGAUUUUUGUUUGGUUGUUUUCUCCUCUGUUGCUUUGCUCUAAAUUCAGGGCAAUUUUUGUAUUGUAGUAGUUUUAUGUUAAUUUUAAGUGUUUUAUUUUUUCCCCCAAGAAGUUCUCCCUUAGAAACUUUGAUUUUUAUUCAUGUGAAUAGAGAGUUGUGGCUAUUGACAAUGCAGGUGAAAUACUUGGGGCUAUUUUUGAGGGUCUUGUUAACCAAAUUGUUCUGUCACAUGCUUAUUUUGGUUUGUUUCGAAAUCAGAUUGUUUUUGAUGUAACAAUGAUAAAGUAAAUGAAUUGAUAUUUAAUAAAUGAUUUGAC
Messenger RNA from Phycodurus eques (leafy seadragon), 3383 nucleotides. It is a transcript of the gene cul4a, whose product is annotated as cullin 4A. The record is from RefSeq and is a predicted model, not a curated record. The coding region runs from base 485 to 2752 and encodes 755 amino acids. Gene Ontology annotation, molecular function: ubiquitin protein ligase binding. The transcript has 20 exons. NCBI's taxonomy places the organism in Eukaryota, Metazoa, Chordata, Actinopteri, Syngnathiformes, Syngnathidae. Gene Ontology annotation, biological process: ubiquitin-dependent protein catabolic process; protein ubiquitination; DNA damage response. Gene Ontology annotation, cellular component: Cul4A-RING E3 ubiquitin ligase complex.